Molecule: messenger RNA, 270 nt
Organism: Lactuca saligna
Lineage: Eukaryota; Viridiplantae; Streptophyta; Magnoliopsida; Asterales; Asteraceae
Source: the annotation of a GenBank genome assembly
AUGUUCGUGAUUGAAGCUUAUCGGACGCCACGAGACCGUGGGCCUUACCCUGCCGAUCAGGUCAUCAAAGAUCUUGAAGGAAGUUUCGCAUUUGUUGUCUACGAUAGUAAAUCCGAAACUGUUUUCACUGCACUGGGUUCAGAUGGAGGAGUACAUUUGUAUUGGGGAAUAACUGCAGAUGAAUACCAUGGAAACACUAAAAUGGAAGGGAUAAACAUUUCACAGGAAGAAGACAAGCCUUUGUUCAAACUGAAUUCGGAUGUGUCUUAG